Molecule: messenger RNA, 834 nt
Organism: Diaporthe citri
Lineage: Eukaryota; Fungi; Ascomycota; Sordariomycetes; Diaporthales; Diaporthaceae
Exons: 5
Coding region: 1-834 (277 amino acids)
Source: RefSeq, a predicted model, not a curated record
AUGUAUUCCGGCCGGCAAGCCCCCGUCGAUGACAACGGCCUGGAUGAAUGCAUUCGCUUCCAUUUGGAGUAUAUGAACUAUGAAGUGAAUAGUGACGAAGUCUUUCAAGUCACACUCAAAACGCUGGACGUGUUUGACCCUGACUUUUUCAAGCGGAUUAGCAACCGCCAAUUUACCUUUUGGCUCAUCAACACUGGUGUGCACUGGGCGUCGAUCGUCUUGCACGUGGAGGAUGGUCAAGUCGUGCACUACGCAAUCAACGAGCCUGGGAAGAAUCCAGUGCUUAUCAACAUUGUAGACAACCGUUUACGGCAACUCCUUACAAUCGGUGGCAUUGCUAUACUCCCCGCGUCUUACCAGAUAAAAGACGUUUGGUUUCCUACCCAGCUGGACGGCUUCAGCUGUGGCCUGCGGACGUAUGAGAUCCUGCGAGUGAUGAUAGAGCGCGUCAAUGAGCGCUAUCACCUGCACGGCGUAGUUAACCUAUAUGAUGAAAGCCUCUGGGACGCGAUGUCGGGUGACUUCCAGCCAAGUAAGGUCCGGCAGCUAAUGAUGGGCAUCGUCGCAUGUAGGGCCAUGAAGCACCAGGACUACAAGGCGAGGCUAUCGGUCACCCCUCGAGAGAAGAUCCGUGGUUUCAAGGGGCCCCGGCCCCUCAGGCAGGGCGUCGUGCAAGGAGACUUACGCCCGAUGCGAACGAAGAUAUGGAAGAUGUUUGCGAUCUACCAAGGGAGGAACCAACGCGAGCAACGCGUUCGGCAACGUCUGGUCCGCACUUCGGAUUUUCGAGUGUUCCAUUACUGCUGGAAUGGUGACACUGCCGUGUACAUCUAG